This is a messenger RNA of Silurus meridionalis, 1687 nucleotides long. It is a transcript of the gene rabl2, whose product is annotated as RAB, member of RAS oncogene family-like 2. Bases 218 to 898 code for a protein of 226 amino acids. NCBI's taxonomy places the organism in Eukaryota, Metazoa, Chordata, Actinopteri, Siluriformes, Siluridae. Gene Ontology annotation, molecular function: GTPase activity; GTP binding. The transcript is spliced from 9 exons. Gene Ontology annotation, cellular component: endosome; Golgi apparatus. The record is from RefSeq and is a predicted model, not a curated record.
GCUGUUAUUCCAACCCAAUAUGUAGUGCGCAUAUAUAGGGUAUAGAGAAGCGUUUGGGAUUGUGGAUCUGGAACGGGAUCGUGUGCGCUUCUUCCGCUCUAAAGCGUCUCGUUGCGUGGAAACAGGCUGAGACUCGCUCAGAGACAGAGGGGGAGGGUUGGAGAUUCAGGUGUAAACACUACCUGUACUGGUUCAUCCUGAAAUCCUGAACCAGAAGAUGGCGGGUGAUGUGAAGCGCAUUCCGGAUUCAGAGCAGGAGAAAUAUGAUUCAGAUGAACAGGUGAAGAUUAUCUGUCUCGGGGACAGUGCUGUGGGCAAAUCCAAGUUAAUGGAAAGAUUUCUAAUGGAUGGAUAUCGACCUCAGCAGCUGUCCACUUAUGCACUGACCUUAUACAAAUACAACACCACUAUCAAUGGCAAGCCUGUGCUAGUCGAUUUCUGGGACACUGCUGGCCAAGAGCGCUUUCAAAGCAUGCACCCGUCCUACUACCACAAAGCACACGCAUGCGUCAUGGUUUUUGACGUCCAGAGGAAAAUAACGUAUAAGAAUCUUUCCAGCUGGUAUAAAGAGCUGAGAGAAUACAGACCUGAGAUUCCCUGUCUGGUGGUGGCAAAUAAAAUCGAUGCGGACAUGAGAGUGACACAGAAGAGCUUUAACUUUGCUAAGAAGCAGGGUCUGCCUUUCUACUUCGUAUCUGCUGCUGAUGGAACUAAUGUGGUCAAGGUUUUUAAAGAUGCCAUUAACAUGGCUUUGUCUUACAAAAAGAACUCCAGUGACUUUAUGGAUGUGGUCAUGAGAGAACUAGAGAACUUUGAUUUGGAGGCCAAAGAAGAUUCAGGGGGUGAUGAUGAAGAAGAAGAAGAAGAAGAAGAAGAAGAAGAGGGAAAAGCAGCUUGAUUUCAUGGCUGUUUAUAAAACCACGGCUGCUCACCAACCGUCCUGAAGAGUUUACAUUCCAUUUAAAACUAAAGUGAAACCCAACAGGGACUACGCUCUACCUCAUGUGCCGGAUCAGUUCCCUGGGACCUGCUACACUAAAUGUUCAAUGCAUAGACGGUGCAUGUAAUAAAUCUUUGUGUGGCUUUAGAAGGUCUUAGAGACAAAUGCUAUACAUGUACAGUACUAGGUACAGUGAUGUUUGGGUGUUUCACUGAUUCUUCACACUCUGGAUGCAGCUGCUUGGGAAUGUGUGUGUGUGUGUGUGUGUGAGAAUACGUAGCAGUUACAUUAAUACAGCAGUGGUAGCAUGGUAGCGCCGGGAUUUGAACCCAUGACCUUCAGAUCCGAAGUCCAAAGUGAGCUACCACCUCCCUUUUAGAGUUCCUGCUAUUUCAUAUUUGAUUUUCUCAUCAGUGAUAUCAAUGGAAAGCCUUGAUAACAUUAUUGAUAUUUCACAUUAUUUUUUUUUUUAUAAUUUAGUGUUAAGAUUUAUGCUAAAUUGACUUGCAUAAAAAUAUAUGUCCAGCCCAUAAUAAUUGCAACCCAGCAUUAAAAGGAUGCAUAAAUAGCUCAUCAUUUUGUACAAACUGUGAAGUCAUGUGUGUGAUUUCCAAAACCUCACACACACACACACUGACUUCUGUCUGGUGAGGAAAACAAAUAUUUAUGUACUGCAUGUGUGAAUGGAACUGGAAAUGCACUCAUGUUGUGGCAGCAUAUUAAAGCAUCUUUCAGAGUUCAUUUUAA